This is a messenger RNA of Enterobius vermicularis (human pinworm), 576 nucleotides long. The record is from the annotation of a GenBank genome assembly. Lineage: Eukaryota; Metazoa; Nematoda; Chromadorea; Rhabditida; Oxyuridae.
AUGCAGAACCCUGUUGCAGGAGUAAAAGUAGAAAGAUGGUGCUUGAGAGGGCGGGAAGGGGGGUGGGGUUAUGAAGCGGAUUUAUGCAGAGCUGGCAGCUGCACGUGCGAUCAUUUUGGUUACAUAAGGGUGCCACUGUUUUUGCCUAGAACGGGGAAGAGUUCUGUGUUUAAGAGUGAGCGGCUCCAUACGAAGUGUGUUGAGGAAGGAUUGUCUGGUUUGUCGAAAAUGAUACGCUCUGGGCUAAUGAUUCAAAAUUUGGGCGAAAGUGUUGAAGUACCGCAUCUUGCAAAUUUCCUAUGCCCAAAAAUUUGGGUUAGUUACGACAAAAGCAACGAAUUACAGAGUAGGAAGUUGGGUUAUAAAGCUAAAGCAGUGGCCAAAGAAUCGAAAAAAACUUACUUUCAAUCGCGGGAUAAUGCAGUGCAUUUGACAGCUCAGGCAGCAGUGAACAUGAAAAAGACAUUUCGAGGAAUCUUCUUUGCAAAGAAGAAUGUCGCUAUUAAGCAAAAGAUUUGGCGUGAGCACUUGACGUCAGUGGGAUUGGCUAUCAAUGCUGGUCAGAUCAAAAUUUAA